This is a messenger RNA of Melitaea cinxia (Glanville fritillary), 489 nucleotides long. Its product is annotated as putative nuclease HARBI1. The record is from RefSeq and is a predicted model, not a curated record. Lineage: Eukaryota; Metazoa; Arthropoda; Insecta; Lepidoptera; Nymphalidae. The transcript has 4 exons. The coding region runs from base 1 to 489 and encodes 162 amino acids.
AUGGAUCAUAUCAACGGAAUUUUUAUGGAGAAAUUUGGAUUUCCGGGUGCCAUAGGUUGUAUUGAUGGUACACAUGUGGUUUUAAUCCGUCUUAAGGAGCAUGAGGAAACUUAUUUUAAUAAAAAGAAUUACCAUUCUUUAAAGGUUUUACUAAUUUGUGAUGCUAAACUGACCAUCCUUCAUGUUGAUGCAUCAUUUGGUGGUGCAUCUCAUGAUUCAUAUGUUUGGAAUCAAUGUGCAAUAAAAGCAUUUUUAGAAGGACUAGAAAGAAAUGGAGAGCACUGUUGGCUGUUAGAUGAUUCUGGAUAUGCUCAACGCCCCUGGAUGAUGACUCCAAUCAUAGGUGCAGCUCCGGGAUCGCCAGAAGAGUAUUAUACAAAACUUCAUUGUCGGGUCAGAAAUACUGUAGAGCGAUGUAUUGGAGUACUUAAUGCGGGCUACACACCUUCAGUUUUACUGUACAGUCGAACUGUACAGUUAAAUCGUUAG